AUGGCAACUGCUGCGAGCCGAUAUUACAGCGAGGACGGCAGAGCAACCAAAAGACAGAAAACCGACGGAAUGUCCACUGAAGGCUACGAAGACCCCCACAAGACCCUUCCAUCUGUUGUGGUACACGUCCGAGGACUGGUGGAUGGUGUUACGGAGGCAGACCUAACAGAGUCCCUGCAGGAGUUUGGAGCCAUUAGCUACGUAGUGUUGAUGCCAAAGAAGCGGCAGGCGCUUGUGGAAUAUGAGGACAUGAACGGCUCCACCACGGCGGUGACCUACGCCGCUGACAACCAGGUGUACAUUGCAAGCCACCCGGCCUUCAUCAAUUACUCCACUAGCCAGAAAAUUUCUAGACCUGGUGACUCUGACGACUCGAGGAGUGUCAACAAUGUCCUUCUUCUAACAAUCAUGAACCCCAUCUACCCUAUCACCACGGAGGUUCUCUACACCAUCUGCAACAACUGCGGCCCUGUACACAGAAUUGUCAUCUUUAGGAAGAACGGCGUGCAGGCGAUGGUGGAAUUUGACUCUGUGCAAAGCGCCCAGCGAGCCAAAGCUUCUCUCAAUGGUGCCGACAUCUACUCUGGAUGCUGCACGCUGAAAAUUGAAUACGCCAAGCCCACCCGGUUGAAUGUGUUCAAGAAUGACCAGGACACUUGGGACUACACGAAUCCCAAUCUAGGUAGCCCAGAUGACAUGAGUGGCAACUCCAACAAGCGUCAGCGUCAGCCGGCCUUGCUGGGCGACCACCCCCCAGAUUACGGUGGUAGUUACCACGGCUACGAGGAGAGCUACGGCUCUUCGCCCUACGAGAGCCGCCGCAUGGGACCCCCGAUGAGGGGCCGUGGUGGGAGAAACUAUGGGCCCAGCUAUGGCCCCCCACCACCUCCCCCGGGCGAGUACGGAGCCCACGCAGACUCACCGGUGGUCAUGGUGUACGGACUGGAACCGUCAAAGAUGAACGCUGACCGUGUCUUCAACAUCUUCUGUCUCUAUGGCAACGUGCAGCGGGUGAAAUUCAUGAAGAGCAAGCCGGGCGCCGCCAUGGUGGAGAUGGGCGACUGCUACGCCGUGGACCGUGCCAUCAAUCACCUCAACAACAACUUCCUGUUUGGGCAGAAGCUCAACGUUUGCGUGUCCAAGCAGCAGGCCAUCGUGCCCGGGCAGUGCUACGAGCUGGAGGACGGCUCUAGCAGCUUCAAGGAAUUCCAGGGCUCGAGAAACAACCGCUUCACGUCACUCGAACAGGCGGCCAAGAACCGCAUCCAGCACCCUAGCAACGUGUUGCACUUCUUUAACGCCCAGCCCGAUGUCACGCAAGAUAUAUUCGCCCAGAUCUGCGAGGACAUCGGCGUCAAGAGUCCCAUCAACGUCAAAAUGUUCACAGGCAAAAGUAAGACCGAUCGCAGCGCUUCGGGCCUGCUAGAGUGGGAUUCCAUGAACGACGCCAUGGAGGCCCUGGCCUUGAUGAACCACUACCAGAUGAAAAACGCAACCGGUCCGUACCCAUACACCCUCAAGCUGUGCUUCUCUACCGUUCAACACACCAACUAA
Molecule: messenger RNA, 1554 nt
Organism: Nerophis lumbriciformis (worm pipefish)
Lineage: Eukaryota; Metazoa; Chordata; Actinopteri; Syngnathiformes; Syngnathidae
Source: RefSeq, a predicted model, not a curated record